Messenger RNA from Echinops telfairi (small Madagascar hedgehog), 1658 nucleotides. It is a transcript of the gene COLEC11, whose product is annotated as collectin subfamily member 11. The record is from RefSeq and is a predicted model, not a curated record. Lineage: Eukaryota; Metazoa; Chordata; Mammalia; Afrosoricida; Tenrecidae. The coding region runs from base 90 to 923 and encodes 277 amino acids. The transcript has 7 exons.
AGCAGUGUCCUCACAGGCCUGCGACAGUCGGGACGCCCCCUCUGCCUCCUGUGCCGCCUUCAGGAGUCAAUGACCUUCAAGUAUUCAUUAUGAAGAAAGAUCUGGCUUUUCUGGGCACUCUAAUUAGCCUCGCCUUCCUGUCGCUGCUCCGAUCUGUUUAUCCUCAACAGACUGCCGAGGAGGCCUGCUCCAUGCAGAUUCUUGUCCCAGGCCUGAAAGGGGACGCUGGAGAAAAGGGAGAGAAAGGUUCACCAGGACGGCCUGGAAGAGUUGGUCCUCCGGGAGAAAAAGGGGACAUGGGUGACAAAGGACAGAAAGGCAGUGUGGGUCGCCAUGGAAAAAUUGGUCCCAUUGGUUCUAAAGGUGAAAAAGGAGAUUCUGGUGACAUAGGACCCCCUGGUCCUAAUGGAGAGCCAGGGAUCCCGUGCGAGUGCAGCCAGCUGAGGAAGGCCAUUGGGGAGAUGGAUAACCAGGUCACCCAACUGACAACCGAGUUACAAUUCAUAAAAAAUGCACUGCCCUCCCCUGCAGCUGUCGCUGGUGUGCGAGAGACAGAUAAUAAGAUCUAUCUGCUGGUGAAGGAGGAGAAAAGGUAUGUGGAUGCCCAGCUGUCCUGCCAAGGGCGAGGAGGGACGCUGAGCAUGCCCAAAGACGAGCCCUCCAAUGGCUUGAUUGCCGCUUACAUCACACAAGCAGGCCUCGCUCGAGUGUUCAUUGGGAUCAAUGACCUGGAAAAAGAGGGUACUUUUGUUUAUUCUGACCGAUCCCCCAUGCAGACCUUCAGCAAGUGGCGAAAUGGCGAGCCCAACAACGCCUACGAUGAGGAGGACUGUGUGGAAAUGGUGGCCUCCGGGGGCUGGAACGACGUGGCUUGCCACAUCACCAUGUAUUUCAUAUGCGAAUUUGACAAGGAGAAUGUGUGAGCCGGUGCCAAUGGUGAAUGGAAACCAGUCUGGUUGAAUCCUGGCUUUUCAUGGCAUUAUGAACAGUGCUGCCCCCCAGAAAGUGACAGCAGCCAGGGAGCUGCGCAUCUGGAGAGAGCAGAGUGUCGGUAGCACCGUUUCUCUCUCAGAAGUCAAGAGAUUCAUUCAGUAAAGGUCUGAGUUUCUAAGCCUUAGAACAUGGUGUAUGCUUAAAGGAAGAAAAAAAAAAAAAGCCUUGUUGGUUGCUGUUUCUGAAGAAGUAAAGUUUUAUUAGCUGUCUUGUAGCCCAAAUGUUCAUUACACAAUUAUUACUCAGAAUUGCUCUUCCACACAGUGCUUGCCUAUGUCCAAAUGAUGCAGUCUUAAAAUAUUACAGUAGUUAGGCAAAAAGAAUGGUAAUUAGUCUUAAAUUACUGUCAUUCUUUUAAUUUCCAUAUGGAAAACAACCCACUUAACUGUGGCCAAUGUUUCUAUAAAUUACAUUAGGCUAUAGGUGCCUUUUCACUAUCAUCCAAGUAAAAACAAUUUUGGUUUCUUUUAAACCUCAGCUGUUAGGAAAAAGAAAGAAUUCUCCAUCCUUUACUACUGAAUCUGUGGUGUCAUUUUUUCUCUUACUUUUUACAAUCGUUGUUUUAGCUAUCUAUUGCAAAGUAUUAUCUGUAUUGCAAGUUAUUAUCUAUAAAAAAUUAUUCCAAGACUUAAUCGCUUAAAAUAAAAAUAUUUUUUAUCUCUGUA